AGACUCUACCGUUAGCGGUCAAAUCGGGUAUCCUUGAGAAUCCUAUUUGUGCGGAUCACAACAAAAUGCGCAGAUAAAAACAAAACUGAAUUGUUUGGUGACAUAAUUGUAUGUUGCAGUGUUGAAUUGAAGCAAACCAAAGUUCAAAAACCAGAAAAAAAACCAAAAGAAGUGAUUGAAAAAUCGAUUAUCGAGUUGAAGUGCCGUACUGAAAACUGGAGACCAGUGACACGAUCGAAACCCUCGGAUAGCGGAGUUAGUUUAGCCCCCCCGAAUUCGAGUCCCCGCACGUUGUACACCUGGUUUUUCUCGCUGGCAACGUAGUCGGCCAUUGAGUUGGCCGAUACCAAACGACCUUCAAAACGUUUUGCGUCGAGGCAAUACGCACCAUGGGCUGCGCACAGUCUGCCGAGGAGCGAGCCGCAGCCGCCAGGAGUCGCCUCAUCGAGCGCAAUCUCAAGGAGGACGGCAUACAGGCGGCAAAGGACAUCAAACUCCUGCUGCUGGGUGCCGGUGAGUCGGGAAAGAGCACAAUAGUCAAACAGAUGAAAAUCAUUCACGAGAGCGGCUUCACUGCGGAGGACUUUAAACAAUAUCGACCGGUUGUCUACAGCAACACAAUACAAUCAUUAGUUGCAAUAUUGCGCGCGAUGCCAACCCUAAGUAUUCAGUACAGCAAUAACGAGCGGGAGACCGAUGCCAAGAUGGUGUUCGACGUGUGCCAACGCAUGCACGACACCGAGCCCUUCUCGGAGGAGCUGCUGGCCGCCAUGAAACGCCUCUGGCAGGACGCCGGUGUCCAGGAGUGCUUCUCGCGCAGCAACGAAUACCAACUAAACGAUUCCGCAAAAUAUUUCCUGGACGAUUUGGAUCGGUUAGGCGCCAAGGAUUACCAGCCAACUGAACAGGAUAUCUUGCGCACUCGCGUCAAGACCACUGGCAUCGUUGAGGUUCACUUCUCCUUCAAAAACCUCAACUUUAAAUUGUUUGACGUGGGCGGACAGCGCUCGGAGCGUAAGAAAUGGAUACACUGCUUCGAAGAUGUCACGGCGAUCAUUUUCUGCGUGGCCAUGUCCGAGUACGAUCAAGUCUUGCAUGAGGAUGAAACCACGAACCGCAUGCAAGAGUCGCUGAAACUGUUUGACUCGAUCUGUAACAACAAAUGGUUCACGGACACCUCGAUUAUUCUGUUCCUGAACAAGAAGGAUUUGUUCGAGGAGAAGAUUCGCAAGAGUCCCCUGACGAUUUGCUUCCCCGAAUACACAGGUGGACAGGAGUACGGCGAGGCGGCUGCUUACAUUCAGGCUCAAUUUGAAGCGAAAAACAAAUCAACCUCAAAAGAAAUCUACUGCCACAUGACGUGUGCCACAGAUACCAAUAACAUUCAGUUUGUAUUCGAUGCUGUCACCGAUGUCAUCAUAGCAAACAACCUGCGCGGCUGUGGACUGUACUAAGAUGGAUUCCAGGCCGGAUCCCGACGAUGUCGACGUCCGAGUCGAUGUUGAUGAUGAUGACGAUUAUGUGGAGCAGAAUGGGGGCGUUAGCAGGGAACACCGUAACGGUAUUAAAGAGCAGCGCGGGAGCACAACAACCCACCAGCAUUGAUCAAAAACCAAACAAUUUAGGAGCAGAUGAUAGAACCAACCAACCAACCAACCGCAACCACAGAAAACAUAGGACACUGAACAAGCAAAGCCCAAAGAACUUUUAUUUGUUUAACAAAAAAACGGCGGACGGACGGAAAUCCCGAAUGUAUGUUAUAGGGGAAAUGAGCGACAAGUACAUUACAUAAUAUCGAUAAUAUUGAAGCAGAUGCAGAUGCAACUACACACAAUGCUAAUGAUGAUCAGGGCGACAAUGACAAAAUGAGGCAGCAGGCAACUGACACAUGGACACGCGAUUAAAGUCACAUCUGAAUAAAAAGGCAGUUGAUUGAAAGGCAUUUCCUAUAUACAAACAUAUACAAACACAUACAUAUGCAUUAUGCAAAGCCACAUGUACGACAUGACACUAACACACUCACACGACAAACACAAGCGCCACCAUUGCAUACAGUUGUUGUUUGGUCUGAAUAAUUUUUAUAGAAUUUCAUAAUUUAUGUGUAGUUUAGUUUCCUCAUGUAUUUAUUA
This is a messenger RNA of Drosophila sechellia, 2129 nucleotides long. It is a transcript of the gene Galphao, whose product is annotated as G protein alpha o subunit. Gene Ontology annotation, biological process: adenylate cyclase-modulating G protein-coupled receptor signaling pathway. Lineage: Eukaryota; Metazoa; Arthropoda; Insecta; Diptera; Drosophilidae. Gene Ontology annotation, cellular component: cytoplasm; heterotrimeric G-protein complex. The record is from RefSeq and is a predicted model, not a curated record. Bases 390 to 1454 code for a protein of 354 amino acids. The transcript has 7 exons. Gene Ontology annotation, molecular function: GTPase activity; G protein-coupled receptor binding; G-protein beta/gamma-subunit complex binding.